CCCUGGAAGCGCUGCCCCCUGUGUGAGGCCCCGUAGCAGGCUGCAGUUGGUACCUGCCGGCCUCGCAGCCGUUGGCAGCACUGACUGCGUGCCACAGCCCAGGCGUCUGUCGCAUUUGUAGCGAGUCGUGUCCAGUGUGACGUUCUGCGUUGGGAUUUCGUGCUGGUGUUUCUGCGCCGAGAAUUUCUUCUGCUACACCCACACCCUUAAUAAGGACCACCCACCAUGUCGGCAGUUACGGAGGUUCAGAACAACACAACCGAGGCCCUGGCCGCCCUGGUAGAUGGGGGUGAAGACGCCCUGGUGACACUAGUGGCGGGCGAGACGAGGGUGGCGGCUCACAGGGCGGUGUUGGCAGCCGCGAGCCCCGUCUUCAAAGCUAUGUUUGCGCACGACAUGCUGGAGGCCAGCUGCGGCCAGGUGAGCAUCGACGACGUGGAGGGCCCGGUGCUGAAGCUCCUGGUGGCCUACACGUAUACCCUGCGGGCCCCCCAGCUGCCCGACACGGCCCCCCAGCUGCUGGCGGUGGCCGAUAAGUACGGCUUGUCGGCCCUGAAGGCUGCCUGCGAGCGGCAGCUGAUCUCGCAGUUGGCCGUAGAGACCGCAGCGGCGACGGCCGUCACGGCAGUGAGGCACUCGUGCCCGGACGCCACGAGGGCUGCCAUCGCCUUCAUAAAGGACCACCUGCAGGUGGUGGCCACGCGGGGCUGGGCGGACGCUGUGCUCGAGUACCCGCAAGAAGUCAACCAAGUCAUCCGUCAACUCCGUGAGCCACCAGCAGAAGCCAGCUCGCCGACCGCCACAGGGGGCGGGUCCACCCCCAACUCUGACAGUCAACCCCACAGCGGCCACAGCCGGACUCCUGCUGCAGCUGCGCCUCCCACGUCUGCCCGACACACCCCUCCACCCGAUGACGCAGCCGUCUCUCGCUUCCGGAGCCUUUCUGGGGAAGAGCGAGGCAGGAGGCUGAUAGAGGCGGCUGUGGUGCGGCUGCUGCUCUCUGUGGCGUCCCACCCCAACGUCAGGGAUCACAGGGGGUGGACGCCGCUGCACUGGGCGGCAUACUAUGGCCACGCAGAAGCGGCGGCUGCGUUGCUGCAGGCCGGAGCCGACAGGGGGGCGACGACUGAUUACGGGUGGACCCCCCUGGACAUCGCCAGGCAGUACAACCGUCACCAUCUCAUCGAGAUGCUGACGGAGCAUUAAUACGCGCCACUAGAGGAAAUGUCAUCAUGUACUUCAUUCUACAUGAUAUUAAA
Schistocerca americana (American grasshopper) is the source of this 1259-nucleotide messenger RNA. RefSeq names its product BTB/POZ domain-containing protein At4g08455-like. Gene Ontology annotation, biological process: regulation of proteolysis; proteasome-mediated ubiquitin-dependent protein catabolic process. Bases 226 to 1206 code for a protein of 326 amino acids. Gene Ontology annotation, molecular function: ubiquitin protein ligase binding. Gene Ontology annotation, cellular component: cytoplasm. The record is from RefSeq and is a predicted model, not a curated record. The transcript is spliced from 4 exons. NCBI's taxonomy places the organism in Eukaryota, Metazoa, Arthropoda, Insecta, Orthoptera, Acrididae.